Messenger RNA from Rotaria socialis, 1899 nucleotides. Lineage: Eukaryota; Metazoa; Rotifera; Eurotatoria; Philodinida; Philodinidae. The record is from the annotation of a GenBank genome assembly.
AUGGCUACGAGGGCAAGCUUUUCAUUAACAACAUCAUUCGCACCAUUAACGCCGCAAGAUCGUUGCACUAUGUGUGAAGAACGAAAAUUUGAUGUAACUUGUACAUGUGGUGAUAAAUUUGAUUUUAAUUGUAUUCAUCAACAUAUAGAACAAGUCGGAGCCGAAAUUGAAGAUAACGUUCGAAAAACAUAUGAAAAAUUAAAAGAAAUUUCUGCAUUAGAAGAUCCAACCAACGAAACAUCUAACGCUGAACAAAUAAUCAUUGAUAGUUGGAAGCGUAAACGUAUACAAGAUAUCAAUGAUAUUGUCGAUGAGUUUUCUAACAAAGUUCAACAACGAAAAGAGAUUUUCAAAGAUAUUCCAAACAUUCGAGAAAAUUUUGAAGUAAUAUAUAAUCAAAUGAAUCAACCAACACAUGAAAAUUUAAAUAGUCUCAUUGAAUAUCAAUGUCAAAUAACAAAUGCUCUUGACGAUUAUCAAACCGGACAAGAAAGAAUUCAAGAUGAUACGAAACUAGAUGCGGCAUUAAUCUCAAAAAUAAAUCCGUCAAUAUUACAAACAAAUGUAUGUUCACCGCUAUCAAAUAUGAACAAUCAUGAAUUAAUAACAAUUGAAACUGAACAACGAGAACCUGUAUCAAAUGAUGAAAGAAUAUCUGAUACAGACAUGCGAAGAUCUUUAGAAUUAACAACUCUAACUAGUUCACAAGAAACAUUACUUGGAAUAAGUACACACGAGCCAACAGAUGCAUUUUUAGCACGUGAAUGUACAAUCACAACUAAUUCACAUGAAUUACCAACUCCAACAAGUUCAUAUGAUCAAACAGCUGUACCUGAAGAAAUACGGGAGUUAGUCAAUACAGAUACGACACAGCAAACAACGAGUACAACUGAAAACCGUGAAUCGGUCAGAGUCAAUGGAAAUAGUAUCAAUGAUGCUAAUACUACAAAUCAUGAAGAAUUUGACGCUGGUUUAACACGUCAAAUUCAACGUGCUAAUUCUAUAGUGAUUCCUCUAGCUAAUGAUAAAUAUGCUGGCACUCUUUGUUGUCAUGAUAAUCAGUUACUUUACAAUGAAAUCGAUUCAACAACCCAAAAAUUUCGUUUAGUUUUCAUAUCUGACAUAAAUGAUGUGAAAGCACAACAGUUUAUUGAAUGGCGAGAACCUGAUGUAACACAUGUCGCUGGUGAUAAUGAAUGGAUUCAAGAUAUUAUAUAUUCGACUAAAUUAGCAGGCUAUUUAAUACUUAAUCGUUCACGCUUGCGUCUAUUUACAGAUACUUCAAUGCAGCUUACUGAAUACUAUUUAUUUCCAGACCGCACUAUGAAACGAUUAUCAUGUAGUGAAACAAGCAUUUAUUUAAUAGUUUCUCAAAAUGCAAUCAGUUAUAAUGGUGAUGAAAUUAUUGUAAUGCAUUAUGAUAAAGACGAACAAGUAACUAAAACAUUUCGUGAUAUAAUGCCCAAUCAAAUCAAUCGAGGAGCUGGACCAAUAGUUGGAGAAAUAACUGAUUUAACUGUGAUGCCGAAUGAACAAAUAGCACUUGGUUAUCGUUUAGAACGUCGUCAUGAAGUCGGAAUUUGUGUAUUUAACGUUUCAAACGACAAUAAAAUCUGGUCAUGCAUUAAACGCUUAUUGCUUCAUGAGUGUUGGCAUCAAGAUUCAUCAUAUACGCCAAGAAUGGAUUGGUGUGCAACAUUAAAUGUAGUUAUUUUGAUUGAAUAUAUGACAGGCCAUUUGAUCAUGCUUGAUCCUAGUUGUGAAGUUAACGGUGAAUGUCGUUUUAUGAAUGUUGAAAAUCAAAAGGAAUCACCGAUUAAUUUAACUCUAUCAACAAAUAAUUGGUUUUGCACACGAUUUCCAUCAUCCAUUAAUAUUUAUAAAAUUAUUUCAGAGUAG